Messenger RNA from Kluyveromyces lactis, 1323 nucleotides. RefSeq lists its product as uncharacterized. Bases 1 to 1323 code for a protein of 440 amino acids. The record is from RefSeq and is a predicted model, not a curated record. The transcript has a single exon. Lineage: Eukaryota; Fungi; Ascomycota; Saccharomycetes; Saccharomycetales; Saccharomycetaceae.
AUGCUUUCUGUUCCUAAACCUCCAACUGAACCUAAUACUGGAGGAACACCCUUGAGAAGAGGCCACAGACAUAAAAGAUCGUUUGCAAUUUCGGGUGACUUUGAAUUCUUAAAAAAGGACCCUCUUCGAGACGCGACUUUUCCAAUUGGUUCAGAAGCCAAUUAUGCGGUGGAUUCUAGAGACGCAACUCCAGUGUCUGUGUGUGAUGUAGCAGAGUUGAAGACAGACCUGACGUUUAAUACAGCUAGAUCUGCAUCUACUCACUUUUUAACAAGCCCCAGAUUCUUUAUCACCGAAGAACCAAAAUUCACUGGUGGAUUCAAAGACGUUCCGGACGCCAUAAUCAAUUUGGACGAUGCGUUGAAAACGCGGCCCAGAUCAUUCAAAUCACAUAGACGCACAGAAUCUGCUCCAGCAGACCUUCAACUUUCGUUCAACCUUGAAAGAAAGCUAAAAAUCACAGAAGAGCAAGUGGCAGAAGAAGAAGAGGAGGAUGCUAAUGCAACCUUACUUCAAAUGAAGAGUCCGGAGAACUCUUCUACUGAAAGUUUCCCUGAUAAAGAAACUUCAGACCUAGCACCUCCAAACUCGACAAUGCUACUAUCACCUUUAAGGGCUAGAUGUCCAUCGCCAGUGGCCUCAAGAGACUCUCCCAGUAAAAUUUCUGGAUACAACACUCUCAAGAUAAACAAGCAAAAGGAGCGGUACUAUAACUAUUACAAUAAACAAAUACCGUCCAAUGGAUCUGGAUCCAGUACGAUUGCUCACCAAACAUCUGCUAUGUCGCUAUCAUCCGAAUCAAGUCUUUCAAACAGGCAACUAUCAACCCCAAAUACCCCAGUAUCAGCCAGCCAUGGCCAUGGCCGCAAGUUAACACCAAGGAACAAACCCUUCAAAUAUGAAACACAAAUUUAUGACAUCAGACAAAACAAUCAGGACUCAGAGCUACCUAGAAGAUCUACUGUCAGUACCAUUGAAUCCAAUGACGCUUCUUUCAGCAGACGUCGUCCGUCAACUUCACAAUCAUUGUCUAGUACAGCUCCUCAACUGACACAAGAUGUUCUACUUGGCCAACCAGGAGAUUCCAUAGAAAUAUCUAAUGGACAAUGCGAUAUAUUUCAAGAGCAGGUAAAGUUGACACAGACAAACUCUAAACGCAAAACUGAACGAGAAUGCUCUAAACAUUCUUCCAGCCGCAGCAUUAGUGACCCGUCGCAUAAUAUUCAAGCUAAACCCCAUACUCUGUUGAAUUCUUCAGAGAAGAAGAAAAAGCACGGGAGAUUUAACAUAAUUUCAUCUUUGUUCACAAGAUCUAAGCGUUGA